AUGGGCAACCUUCCGCGGGACAGAGUGACCCCCGCACGGCCGUUCACGAAGACUGGAGUCGAUUACGCUGGGCCCGUGGCUGUUCGCACCAGCAAGGGACGCGGACAGCGCACCACCAAGGCCUUCAUAGCGGUGUUCGUCUGCCUCAGCUCCAAGGCGGUUCACCUGGAAUUGGCGUCCGAUUACACCUCCGAGGCCUUCCUGGCGACCUUUCGCAGAUUCACCGCCCGCAGAGGCCUCUGCACGGACAUGUAUUCGGACUGUGGAACCAAUUUCGUGGGGGCCGACAAGGAGCUCAGGCGUCUCUUCCAAGCCUCCUCGCGCGACGGCCACCGUAUCGCCCGAGAGGCCGCUACCUCUGGAACUAAGUGGCACUUCAACCCCCCUGCCGCUCCUCACUUCGGAGGACUCUGGGAGGCUGCGGUAAAAUCAACCAAGCACCAUCUCCGGAGGGUGAUCGGCGAGGCAAAGUUGACGUUCGAGGAAUUCACCACCUUCCUUACUCAAAUAGAGGCUUGCCUCAAUUCCCGACCUCUUCGCGCGCUAUCCGAUGACCCCGAAGAUCUGUCCGCACUCACUCCUGGUCAUUUCUUGAUAGGCUCACCACUGCUAGCUGUCCCGGAACCGUCACGCGACGACCAGAGGGAAGGCUCACUCUCCCGGUGGCACAAUGUCCAAAGGAUGCGCGACCACUUUUGGAAACGAUGGUCGCACGAGUACCUUGCCGAAAUCGCAACCAAACCGAAGUGGCACAAACCAGCAAUCACACCGGAGAUCGGCGCACUAUGCAUCAUCCGCUCGGAGAACACUGCACCGACUCACUGGCCACUCGCGAGAAUCACGAAGCUGCAUCCGGGUGACGAUGGAGUAGUCCGAGUCGUCACCCUUAGGAUCGCGUCGGCGAUCCUUGUGCGUCCGGCCACGAAAAUUGUACCGCUGCCGGGCAUUCGUGCCGCUACGGCUGAAAUUUAA
Molecule: messenger RNA, 972 nt
Organism: Vollenhovia emeryi
Lineage: Eukaryota; Metazoa; Arthropoda; Insecta; Hymenoptera; Formicidae
Exons: 1
Coding region: 1-972 (323 amino acids)
Biological process (GO): DNA integration
Molecular function (GO): nucleic acid binding
Source: RefSeq, a predicted model, not a curated record